AUCGCGAGAGGGCGGGCCGGCUUGGCAUUAGCGUCGGCGUCGUUCCGGCGCUAGGCCGGCUUCUCUCCGCGGGCCACGGUUAGAGUGCCGGUGGCCAAGGGCUCGCGGAGGGCCGCCAGCCACGCGGCGUCGGCUAGACCUCAGAGCAUCCGAGUCGUUGUGUCGUGACAGCAACUCUGGUGGCUGUCUCCGCGACAGCAGGUGCGGCCGCUUCAGUCCCAGGCGGGCUCGGCGGCUGCCUGGCGAGUUUCUGCUCGCGCCCAGCCCUUUCCUUCCUGAACUCGGCGCCAAGCAGCGACGCUGAGCCGACCGCCGGAGCAGCAGGCAAUGGCGGCCUCGACGGCCUCGCACCGGCCCAUCAAGGGGAUCCUGAAGAACAAGAGCUCUACGACUUCCUCUGUGGUGUCCUCGGCCGAACAGCCCGGCAAGAGUGUCGACGAAGAGCUGAGUAAAAAGUCCCAGAAGUGGGAUGAAAUGAAUAUCCUGGCGACCUAUCAUCCAGCAGACAAAGACUACGGUUUAAUGAAGAUAGAUGAGCCUAGCACUCCUUACCACAGUAUGGUAGCUGAUGAUGAAGAUGCAUUGAGUGAUUCAGAAACCACUGAAGCGCUGACCCCAGAUAUCUUAGCUCGGAAAUUAACUGCUGCUGCUGCUGAAAGCUUGGAACCAAAGUAUCGAAUUCGUGAACAGGAAAGCAGUGGAGAUGAGGAUAGUGAACUCUCACCUGAAGAACGAGGUAAAAAAAAGCGACAGUUUGAAAUGAAAAGGAAGCUUCACUACAAUGAAGGACUGAAUAUUAAGUUAGCUAGACAAUUAAUCUCAAAAGACCUAAAUGAUGAGGAGGAGGAUGAAGAAAUGUCAGAGACUGCAGCUGGAGAAAGCAUGAAUAUGGAAGAAUCAAGUCAAGGAUCUGCUACAAGUGACCAACUGCAAAACAAAUCACAGAGUUCAUAGAAGAGAUUUUUUUCAACACAGUAAUUCUCAAAUACAAACUCUGUUACUAUAAUAUACUGCUUCUUGUUCUCUACAAUUCAUGACUUAAGUACCAAAAUACGUACCAGUUAUUAUAUAUUGCCAAGAAUUAAAUAACUUAAGAGACUAAUUAGACUGAAAAUGCCUAAUUGAUACAUAUAUUCUUGUGCCUAGUACUUCACCACAAAUACAGCAUAAUGUCGUUCAAAACUACGUUACUUUUGUAAGAACACUGGUUAAUUUGUAUAAGAUAUAUAGCUUUUUAUGCUUUAGAAAUUAAUAUCUUUUGGGGAGGGAGAGGGGAUCUAAUUUAUUUUCUUCACUUCUAGAUAUGACAGCUCUUAUAAAAGGUUGGGUUUUUAAAAAAUCAAAAUCCAGUUAGAACAGCAGAUCAUAUAGGCUGAUAAAUAUAUUCAGUCUGAAAAGUAUUUUAACGUGUGUCUUCAGCUUGUCUGUUUAAUUAAAAAGGAUUACGUUAUGAGUUAUGGUUGCAUUUUCUGGCAUACUACCUUUAAAAUUCCUGUUGAGUUUCUUUUAUGUUUACAAGGAAAGGAUCUCAUCAAAACUAGUUUUUUUCCAUAAAUAAAUUGUCAGGUUAAAUUUGCACUAACGUCUGCUCUGACUUUUUUUGUACACUCCAUGGGCAGACUUCAAAUCAGUCUUUCAAUAAAUAUAAUUCUAAUAUAGUUUCAGCAUUCCCUUUAUAUACCUGUGUUAAACUCCUGCCUUUGUCUCUUAUUCCUUUCCACACAUACACACAGAAUCGUUUACCUUUACAAAGGAUCAUAAAAAUUGUCAUGACAUUGGAAGCUUUUCCUUUUCUCACAUACUCUGUCAUUUGCUGCAACAAUGAAAAUCUUACUUUGACUAUUAAUGCCUAUUCAUUCUUCUAACAUGGAGAAAAUGAAUUGCAUCAGUACUAGACAGGAAAUACAAUUCAGCUGCAGAAUUUUCUACAUGUCUCUGACUUCAGCUUGCUAAUUAAAGUGCUAUUAUUAGUUUAUUGUUUGACUUAAUUAGACCUUAGAAAACAACUGAGGUUUUUUUGCAUGAUGAGAGAAUUGUGUGUAACCAGUGAUAUGAUGAUAGUUCCUGAAUGUAUAAACAGAAUUCUGAACACUUUUUAAUUUAAAAGCUUAAAAUAGGUCCUGCUUUAAGGGAAUACGAUAAUGUAUACUAUGACAAAUGUUGUUUAUUCUUCUAACACAAUAAGAUUUGAACUUUUUCCCCCUAAAAUGAAGUACAGUUCCUGUGUAUCUUAGCUUACAUUUCUAGUCAAUUAUUUGUAUUUUAAUUUUUUGUUAGUACCGAAAGAAUCCAUUAUAUGAGCAGACUUUUUAAGUAAUUUCUGUAUAUUGUAUAUUUGAAUUGGCUUUUAUUGAGCAGCUUAUCUUCCAUUUGCAAGGUUAUGGAAAUAUCAAAUGUCAAAAUAAGUAAAAAGUGGGAGAACUAUUUACUGUUAGAAGAAUGUUUUUAUUAGUUUGAAUGUCUUCUUUUUUAAUGGAAUCUAAUCAGUACUUCUGAACUGCACGUAUAGUGUUCUAACUAAAACAUAUAAGCUAGUAGUACCACUGAUUUAGGGAUAAACUGAACAGUGUUUAUCCCAGCUUUCUGAAUUUAGAAUAUUGAGGUAUUCUUACCUGUUUAAAGUUGUCUGGGGGUAUUUAAGCUUAUAUAUAUAUAUGUGUACAUAUGUUCAUACACACAGAUCUCUGUUUUUGGUUUUCUCAUUUCAAGUUCUUAGGAAGUAUUCACGUGCUCUUUAUUUGUAGAAAUAGCUGCUAUACAGUGAAGAACAGGUAGGAACUUUAACAACUGAUCCUUUUGGUGUUUUCUACAAAUUAUUUCUUGAAACUUCAAUCACAGGCAAACUUGUAUUUCUGGUUUCCGGAAAUAGUUAUCUCAGAGGAAUAAGACAUGGCAAAUAUCAUGCUCAGUAGAAUUGUAGGUAAUCAAAUGUGACUGAGUAAAAUUGUUAUCAUUGUCAUGAGUUCCUAAUUGACGUGGUAUUGAACUAUACAAAAAAUGAACCUUUAUGACUCAAGUUAUAUUUUCCUUUGGAGAAAGUUAUCUGUCAGUGUUCAGUUGUAGUCAAAGUAGAUUUUACUUUCAGUUUUUUAAUCAGUAUCUCUUAUGUGCUUAACUCUUGAUGUCAUCUUUUCUGUGUAUUCGUUUUUCAGUCUGAAAUUCAGCAGUGAUGCUCUUUAAAAACUGAGACAUAAAAUGGUAUAAAUGGAUUGUUAAAAAAUGACUCAAAUUGGAGAUUAAAGCAAAGUGCCAUUUUCCCCUAGACUUUCAUUUUGUUUACAUUUUUUCCUCUUAACGUUAGUACACUGAACAUAUUGUAAUAAAAUAUGGUCAUAUGACAA
This is a messenger RNA of Cervus elaphus (red deer), 3341 nucleotides long. It is a transcript of the gene PPP1R2, whose product is annotated as protein phosphatase 1 regulatory inhibitor subunit 2. Gene Ontology annotation, biological process: regulation of signal transduction. Gene Ontology annotation, molecular function: protein phosphatase inhibitor activity. The record is from RefSeq and is a predicted model, not a curated record. Bases 328 to 954 code for a protein of 208 amino acids. The transcript has 6 exons. Lineage: Eukaryota; Metazoa; Chordata; Mammalia; Artiodactyla; Cervidae.